AUGGCCCAACCCAUUCCAUGCUGUCUCCCUAGAUUUGGCAGUGGCCACGCCGGGCCGAAGCGACCUGCUUCCCUGAGGACCAGAAUAAGUCCUGCGCAGACCGCCCAGCUCCUGUCUGCUUGGGACCAGGAUCAACUGGAUUCUCUCCUCAAGGCUUCCUGGGCCUUAUUGUUACACCACUACACCGGUCUGGAAGACAUCUGCUUCGGCUAUCUUCCAUCCUCAUCAUCCUCAUCCUCAUCAUCAUCAUCCCCUCCUUCGAAUUCUUCUGCUGCACAUAAUGAUCUUAAUCCUCUAAUCUUUAAUCUUUCAGUCGCCGAGGAUGACUCCGUCCACAGCGUUCUGCGCAGAGCAGAGACUAAGCACGAUGACCUCGAGGAUGGUGGCGCUGAGACACGCGCAACCAUCCCCUACCUGCCUUCAACAAAUGGCUACACCUUGUUCAAUACCGUUCUCAUGCUACGCAACUGCCGUCAACCGAUGCAGGAUGCCCAAUCCCCUGCUCUCCAACCAGUCUUGGUGAAUCCCUUACCAGAAGAGUGCCGUGUGAGGCUCCACGUGAAAAUCUUGCAAGAUGAUGUGCGCAUCUUCUUUGAAUACUGGAACCAUGAUAUGUCCACGGAGCACGUAAAGUGCGUCGCCGACUAUUUCGAGCAGAUCCUCUCCCGGGUGCUCUCCCCGGAAGAUACUGCCGCCAGUGACUUGAACCAUUUCUCGGAUCGGGACUGGGCGCGCGUCUGCAGAUUCAACUCGUCCAUGCCGGUGGCCUACGAUCGUUGUAUCCAUGAGGUCAUUCAGGAACAAGUCCUCACUCGCCCGGAAAGUGAAGCUGUCUGUGCUUGGGACGGUAGUUUGACGUACAAAGACCUGGAUCUGUUGUCGUCGCAGGUUGCAUAUCAAUUAUAUGCGCAGGGAGUCCGACCCGAAACAUGCGUCGCUCUCUGCUUCAACAAGUCGAAAUGGAACAUUGUGGCAAUGUUGGGUGUCUUGAAGGCUGGCGGGGCUUUUGUGCCUCUAGAUCCUACGCAUCCUCUUCCUCGCCUCCAAUCCUUGGCCGGAGCCGUAAAGGCCAGAAUCCUGCUGUGUUCUAGAGACCGUGCGCAGGCUUUGAGUGAAGUCACUGAGACCGUGAUUCCUCUCGACCAAGAGACUAUUGAUAGUUUUCCUUCGCCCAGCGAGUCCGCUGGUGCUUUGCCGCAAGUGGAAGGUCGCAACGCUGCCUAUGUGAUUUUCACUUCUGGAUCCACUGGAGAGCCAAAGGGUACGAUGCUUGAACAUCGGGCUUAUGUCUCUGGUGCUAUGGCUCAUGCUCCACCCCACAACAUGUAUUCGACCUCCCGUGUUCUGCAGUUUGCAGCGCACACGUUCGAUGCAAGUCUCGUCGAGAUUCUCACCACCCUGAUAGUGGGCGGAUGUGUUUGUGUUCCGAGCGAGGAGGAGCGUCUGACUGAUAUUGUGAGGGUGAUCAACGAUAUGAAAAUCAACCACGCCAUCUUGACCCCUUCAUUCGUUGAAUUCGUCGAUAUCUCACUGGUACCGGGAUUGGAGACCCUUAUCUUGGCUGGUGAAGCCAUGUCACAAGCUCAAAUGUCGACCUGGUCCAAGAUUCAUCUGAUCAACGCUUACGGCCCAACGGAGAGCUCCGUCGCUGCUGUCGUCAAUUCCAGAGUGACUCCUACCUCGGAUUGCAGAGACAUCGGUCUUCCCGUCGGCGUGCGUUGUUGGGUCGUAGACCCCAACAACCAUGACCAGCUUGUCCCUGUCGGCUGUCCCGGUGAGCUACUACUGGAAGGGCCGACACUUGCCCGUUGCUACCUGAACAAUCCGCAAAAAACGAACGACUCCUUUAUCUACGACCCAGCCUGGACUAAACUUGAUGCCACCCACAAUGCUAAUCGCAGAAUCUACAAGACGGGGCGUAAAGAUACGCAAGUCAAGUUCCACGGGCAGAGACUGGAGCUAGGAGAGAUCGAAAACCAACUGGUGGCUGAUCCUAACGUCAAACACUGUCUAACAUUCUUGUCGAAGUCCGGUUUCUCAUCCGGUAAACUCGUUGCAGUCCUGUCGCUCUCCGUUCAGUUUGAAGGACAACAGAACUCGAAUGCUGCACCACUCCAACUCCUCGACCCGGCCAGGAAGGCACCCAUCGUUGCGGAAGUUCGCGAAAGAUUGUCAAACCGCCUUCCUACGUACAUGAUCCCGGCCGUGUGGCUCUGUGUCGAAUCGCUGCCCCUGCUCGCAUCAGGAAAACUGGAUAGAAAGGCAACUGCAAAGUGGAUUGGCGAGAUGACAGAGGAUCCGGAUCGGCAGGUUCUUGCUUUGGAAAAUGCCGAGGCGGCAAUGCUUCCCACCAGCACCACCGAGGAACAGCUUGCUUCAAUCUGGAGCCGUGUUCUCAAUAUUCCCAGGAGCCAGAUUGGAGUGAACCAAGGAUUCCUGAGCCUGGGUGGCGACUCCAUCGCGGCGAUCACUUGUCUGGGCUAUUGUAAGAAACAGGGGAUGGGUUUGACGGUACAGGAGGUACUUCACAGUAAGUCUAUCAGAGAAUUGGCGACACGUGUGAAGCGGAUCGACCAGUCAAUCGUGUAUGAAGAGGAGGUUGAGAAGCCCUUCGAUCUUUCCCCCAUCCAGAAGCUUCAUUUCACAGUUCGACACGAAGGGCAAGGUCACUUCAACCAGAGUGUUCGCACACGCUUGAACCAGCACAUUGAGGAACAUGAUCUGCGCCGGGCUGUUGAGAUGAUCAUCAGUCGUCAUUCCAUGCUCCGCUCUCGCCUGGAAGAAAAGAAAGCAGAUGGUAGCUUUCAGCAGCGGAUUACCGAAGAGGUCAAGGGCUCGUACCGCUGGCGCGUACAUGAUGCUGUCAGCCAGGACAAGAUUGAGGAGGCAAUCUCCAAGAGCCAGUCUUCCAUCGAUGUCUUCGUGGGGCCGGUCUUUGCCGUCGAUAUCUUCUGCGAGGACGGCCGUACCAGUCUGCUCUCAUUGGUGGCUCAUCACAUGGUGGUAGACAUUGUUUCUUGGCGUAUCAUCUUGGAAGAUCUGGAAGAUCUACUCCUCAACCCCGAUCAACCCGUCUCGCAGAACGGAUCUCUUCCGUUUCAGAAUUGGUGUCGCCUGCAAGCUGAGCAUUGCCAGGCGCCCGUUGCAACCUUGGAAGAAUUGCCUGAGACCCCGGCGCCAGACUACGCUUACUGGGGGCUCCAACACAAACAAACCACUUACGGCGAUGUCGACUGUGAGACUUUCGAGCUUGACACUGAAAGCACUCGCACUGUCCUGAUGGAUUGUCACCAAAGCCUUGCGACGGAGCCGAUCGACGUUUUCUUGGCCGCCCUCUUGCAUUCUUUUGGACAGACAUUCAAGGAUCGCUCCUUACCUGUCAUUUACAACGAAGGCCAUGGACGCGAGGUCUGGGACUCGAUGAUUGACAUCUCACGUACUGUUGGAUGGUUCACGACGUUAUAUCCUAUCCUUCUGCAGGAGCUGCCGACAGACGACCCAGCUGAGACGGUUGUUCGAGUCAAGGACCUGCGUCGUCGCAUCUCCGAUAAUGGACGACAGGAGUUUGCUCGGCGCGUGUUGACGACUCGUGAGGACGGGAGCUGCCUGCACUAUAGUCCCAUGGAGAUGUCAUUCAACUAUGUGGGCCAGCACCGUGAUUUGCAAAGGAAAGAUGGCCUAUUCCAGCUCAUGGAUCAAAUGGCUGGAGAAACAGGCCGCGGUGGAGGUGCGGCUGAUUUUGGCGCCGAUACCCCCCGAUUCGCGCUGUUCGAGAUCUCUGCCAUGGUGGUCCAAGAUAAGCUUCGCUUCAUCUUCUCCUUUAACAGAUACAUGCAACAUCAAGAACUCAUCAGGGAGUGGGUCGGUUGCUGCCGGUCUCUUCUGAAGUCUAUGGGUGAAAGCCUCCAGACAGUUCCUCCCAAGCCAACUUUGAGCAGCUUCCCUCUACUCAGGCUGACAUACGACGAACUUGAAACCAUUGCCUCGAAGAAACUCCCGGGUGUGGGCAUCGAUUCUAUGCAAAGCGUGGAGGACAUCUACCCUUGCUCGAAGAUGCAGCAGGGUAUCUUACUGAGUCGCUCCAGAGAUACUACACUUUACGCUGUGCACGACACUUUUGAGGUGCUGGGGCUUAGGGGAAAGCCUGAUGUUGAUCGGCUAACAACUGCAUGGAAAAGAGUUGUUGCGUAUCACGGGAUGCUGCGGACAUUAUUUUUGGAGAAUUUGACCAGCAAAGACCUCUUCUGUCAGGUGGUCUUGAAGUCCUACGACUCUCAACCCUGCUAUUUACGCUGUGCAUCUGAGGCAGAUGUGCUACCUACCCUAGAUGCACAGUCACCGGCGGUCUACGAUAACUCUCAUCCGCCGCACCGAUUUACUAUAUGUGAGACGGACAACGGAAAGCUGUUCUGCAGACUUGAGCUCAGCCAUGUCGUUAUGGAUGGUACUUCAAUUUCAAUCAUCGCUCGGGACAUUCAAUUGGCUUAUCAAGGCGAGAUUGAAGAGCCAAAGCCCGAUUUCAAGAAUUAUAUGCAAUAUCUGCGUGGAACGCCACAGGAUGCCAGUGUGGACUACUGGCGCUCCUAUCUUACGGACAUGAAACCAUGCCAUUUCCCCACGCUGAACGAUGGUCAUGUUUCAAUGAGGCAAUUGCGGACGAAGCGACUUAGUCUUCCUUUCUUCAAGGAGUUGAAGAAGAGCUGCGAAGCGCACGGCCUCACGCUACCGACUGCAUUCAGCACCGCCUGGGGAUUGACGGUGCGAUCUUUCUGCAACUCCAAUGAUGUGUCAUUCACCUACCUGGCAUCGUUGAGAGACGUUCCUGUGGAGGGAAUCGAGUCCGUUGUCGACAUCCUGUCUGGUGUUCAGGACGACAAUAUCAAAAACCUGCCUUACCGACAUCUUUCGCUAGUCGAUAUUCAGCAAGCCCUUGGACUCUCGGAUUCCUUAGUGAACAGCGGAAUUUCCUACCGAAAACUCCCGAAUGCGACAGGAUCGGCAAGAGAAGAGAUUCGACUCUCAGAAGUGGGAACCAUCCAUGAUCCUGCCGAGUCUCCGGUCUUCAUUAAUGUCGAAGCCACCGAUGAAGACGCCAACAUUGAUCUGAAUCACUGGACGGAUCACCUUUCCGUUGGACAAGCCGAGCAUGUUGCCAGCACAUUCCUCAAGUCUCUUGAGAACAUUGCAUUUCACGUCAGCGAGAAUGUCCACAAACUUGAUCACUUCAGCGAAGUGAACAAGCGACAGAUCGAGGUCUGGAAUAAACAUAUGCCUGGCGCUGUGGAUAUCUGCAUCCAUGAGAUGGUCGAGGCGUACGCCAAGUCCACGCCGGAUUCCCCUGCCGUUACUGCGUGGGAUGGAACCUUCAAUUACUUUCAAGUCAACGAGCUGUCCUCGAUCCUUGCAGCUUAUCUUAUCAAGUUGGGUGUAAGCCCCGGCGACAUUGUCCCGAUUGUCUUUGACAAAUCCGCCUGGAUGAUUGUCGCGAUUUUGGCUAUCUCCAAAGCUGGAGGAGUCUGCGUUCCGCUGGAUACUCAUGUCCAGCAUCACAUUGAUGACUGGUCGGUUAUGGAUGAGGCCCAAGUUGCUCUCGCAUCUCCAGCUCGUGCGCAGCUGCUGGAAGGAAAUGUCCCAUACGUCAUCCCGGUGGAAGAGACUCUAUUCAGUGUCUUGCCCAACACAGAUGCUAGCUCGCAGUCAUCUGCUGUUCCUUCGCAGGAUGGAUACGUGGUAUUCACUACCCUGAGUUCCAAAGCAGUUGUUCUCAGCCACAGAGCGAUCAUGAGCCGGGCCAAGUUCUUCGCAUCCGAGCUCAGAUUAAACAACAAGAAUCGGAUGUUCCAGUCGGCUCCUUAUACCUCAGACAUGUUCCUACAAGAGACUUUCGGUACUUUAUUGGCUGGUGGCAGUGUCUGUAUCUCAUCCGAGACCAGCUCGCAAGAUCUCGCACGUGAACUUAAGAAGCUGCGAGCAAAUGCCAUGACCCUUGCUACAUCAGGCGCUCUGAGCCUAAAGCCAGCGAGCUUUGCUGGCGUGGAAGUAAUCGCUUUGUGGGGUGAAUGUCUAACAAAGAAGCUGAUUGAUACUCUGUCCAAGAGAGUCAAAAUUCAUGCCUUCUACGGAACAACCGAAUCUUCCUCGGCUUGCAUUAAGACCUCCGCCCUGGAGACGUCUGAUGGUCUUCCCACCAUCGGAUCUACUGUCGGAUGUAUCUCGUGGUUAAUUGAUCCCAACAACUCCAAUGUCCUCGUUCCGGUAGGAUGUGUCGGAGAAAUUGUCAUCGAGGGCCCAUGUCUCGCUACCGGUUACCUCAAUGACGAGGAACAAACGAAGGAACACUUCAUCAAGAGUCCGCAAUGGAGCCUGAGCCAAGACAACGAGACCACCGAAGGCUCCGAAUCAGCACGUUGGUUGUUCAAGACGGGAGACCUUGCUCGUUACAACUCCGAUGGUUCUCUUGUAUACGUAGGCAAGAAAGAUGGAGGCAGCUGUACGAGCCUCUUGCAGAUUGAGCAACGCAUGGCCCUCCUGACCUCCCUGAGCACCCCCUACGCUGUCGAAAGCAUUAUUCAGAGAAGCGGUCAAGAAUCCAGGGAGACUCUGGCCGUGUUCCUGUUUGAUGGCUCGAAUGUCCAGGUUGACGGAGACCACUUGAUUGCUCCAAUGAGUCCUGAGUUCCAUGAGAAGGCAAUCAAGUUGCAUGCUCAGCUAUCGCAUCAAUUGCCUGCAGACCAAGUUCCGAGGUUCUACUUCCAGGUACCGAAGAUGCCACUUACAUCUAAUGGUAAACUGGACCGCCAGAUUUUGAAGCACGCUUCCCUGAAUUUGCCGGAGGCUGCUCGGGCUGCGUUUGACAUCAAGGGAUACAGUGACUUCUGGAGAACCCAACUAUUCGAAUCAUCUCAGCCCGAGCAGUUUCCUUCUCGUGCGGCCUCAUCUGAGACACACUCUGCGAAGUACGGAAAGCGAAGCGUGCAGGUUUCCUGGGGCGCCCCUAUUGAAUCGUUCAAGACAGGUCGCAGAUCUGCCAUUCUUUGCGCAUGGGCUCUGACUAUGCAUGGCUAUAGCAAAUCUGAUGAUGUAAUCUUUGGCGAGUUAGUUUCGGGUGCGAAGACUCCAAUUGAGGAAAUGCAUCUCGCGACCGUUGUCCCCCGUCGCUUCCAAAUUGACAGCGACUCCACUGUUACGGAACUAUUGGAGAAGACUGGAGUCAGCGUGGCUGCGGCUCAACCAUACCAGUGGGCAGGUCUUUGCCGCAUCCAGAGUCUCAACGCCGAUACUGCACGCGCUUGUACUUUAGGCAGCUUGCUUUCGGUGAUAGAUGAAACUGCAUGCUCAGAGUCGGGGACACACGUUGAUGCCCAGAAUCAGGACGAGGUCACUUCCUUCCCAUUGCUUGUUCAAUGUGCCGUUGAAAGUGAGAAGUUGGAAUUGGCUGUCCGGUUUGAUGAAUCAUCUCUCAAUGCUAGUCAAGUCGAACGCUUGAUGGCUCAAUUUGUUUCUUGUCUGCGGCUUCUGAACACAGAAGUGCACAUGCAACAGAAGAUCGCAAGCCUUUUGAGCUCCAACCAAGGGCUCCCCACCUUUCAGAAUAGCGUCUCAAAGUGGAAGGAAUACCUGGCGGACAUCGAAUCGUGCCUAUUCCCGGUUCUUUGUGUGCAUUCGACUGAAGAUGCACGGGCUCAGAAGACCCUGACUCUCAAGGGAACAAACAAGCUGCGAGAGUUCUGUGAGAGUAACGAUGUCCCGUUGUCUUCACUCAUCCAAGUUGCUUGGGGCUUGCUUCUACGUUGCUACACCGGCAUGGAAGACGUAUCCUUCGGGAUCUUGCCACCUGCGAACGAUGACGCCGAUCGUUUCAAAUUCUCUGAUAAGAUCCCUUCAUGUCAAGUCCUUGCUUGCAGACUGAAGCUCAUGGACCGCGUGACAAUCGAGCAGGCUAUAUUGCAGAGAAUCGGCGAUAUUGAGCAAAUGUUGGAGCACCAAUUACCUUUCAAAGAAAUCCAGCAAGAGAUUGGGUUCGAAGACUCCAUUUACAACACUGUGGUGAGAUGUCAGGGCGCCGCCGCGGAUGCGGAUUUGAGUGAAUUCAUGAUCGCUGUGAAUCUAGAUUCCCUGGAGACCACUGGUGAUCUUUCAUUCGAGUACUCUACUAAGAGUAUCUCGCAUGCUGAUAUGGAGGGUAUCAUCGAUAAUUUCAACCACAUCCUGGAUUCUGUCGUUCACGCCUCUCCGCAGCACAGCAUCUGUGAUAUUGACCUCCUCAGCGAACGUUCGUGCCAGAAGCUGUGCGAGUGGAAUGCGAACCUGGAAGAUCGUCCUGAGCAAUGUGCGCAUGAGAUCAUUCAUCAGUACGCAUUGACUGAUCCCACAGCGCCUGCCAUCUGUUCUUGGGACGGUGAUUUCACGUAUGGCGAGGUUGAUGUUUUGUCAAGCCGACUCGCAGAACACUUGGCAGUGUUGGGUGUCAAGCCUGAGGUGUUUGUGGCAUUGUUCUUUGAGAAAUCAGCAUGGACUAUCAUUGCACAGCUUGCUGUUUUGAAGGCUGGCGGUGCCUUUGCCUCACUCGACCCUACUCAUCCUACUGAUCGUUUGCGUGGCAUGGUUGGAGAUCUCGGAACCGAUAUCAUCCUUUGCUGCGAAAAGUAUCAGGAGAAGGCCUCUAUCAUUUGUGAAUCGUCCUUUGUUGUCACCAGAGAUACAAUUGAGCAGCUGCCCGAACACGCAUCCUCGCAGAUCCAACCUGCCAACGUGAACAACCCGGCCUAUGUUAUUUUCACCUCUGGAACCACAGGAAAACCAAAGGUUACGGUGUUGGAGCAUGUUGGACUGAGCCUAGCAACUUCUGGUCUCGCCAAGGGUCUCCUGAUGGAUACUAGACCUCGCGUACUACAGUUUUCAAGCUAUACCUUCGAUGUUAGCGUACUCGAGAUUAUUGUUGCUCUCGCCAACGGCGGCUGUGUCUGCGUCCCAAGCGAAGAGGAGCGCAUUAACGAUCUGGCAGGAGCGAUCGAGAGGAUGCAGGCCAACUUCAUGUGCUGCACUCCGUCCAUUGCAAACACCUUAGAUCCUAAGACUAUCCCGAGUCUGACUACACUUGCUGCAGGUGGAGAGAAGAUGUCGCAGGAUUUCUUGGAGCGCUGGUCGGACAGGUGUAUCAUUAACGCUUACGGGCCUUCUGAGGCAACUAUCGCAGCAACUGCAGGAAUCAAAAGAGACCCAACAGGAAAGCUUGUUAGCAGAGAUGGUGCCUCGAUUGGCACUGCGAUCCUGGGCAGAACCUGGAUUGUCGAUGUCCGGAACCACAACCGGCUUGUUCCUGUUGGUGCAGUUGGAGAAUUGGUGAUCGAGGGCUGCAAUGUCGCCCGCGGCUACCUUCACAACGAAGAAAAGACCAAGGCGGUCUUCAUCAGAAAUCCAGAGUGGGCAAAUAGGGAUGAACUGAGAGCGAUUUUCCCACGCAAAGAACGCAUGUACCGCACCGGAGAUUUGGUGCGCUACAACCAUGAUGGAUCCAUCGCGUUCAUCUCGCGUAUUGAUACACAGGUGAAGCUCAACGGUGUACGAAUCGAAUUAGGUGAAGUGGAACAGGUGUGUGUUCGUAACCUACCUGAAGCCACCCAGGUAGCUGUCGAAGUUGUUGCUCCAGAAUCGAAGGUUGUUGGGAAGUGCCUGGCAGCUUUCUUCACGGUGGGUGGUCACAGUGCUGAGAACGAGAAUGACUUGAUCAUUUCAAUGAAUGAAUCCUUGGUGGAGAUUGUCAAGCAGCUGCAUGAAACCAUGACCAAGUCGCUUCCUCCGGCAAUGUUGCCAAAACUGUUCUUCCCUCUUCAUCGUCUGCCGCUUGGAUCUACCGGCAAGACUGACCGCAGAGCCCUUCGAGCCAUGGUUGAUGCUCUUCCCAAGGAGCGAUUGAAGCCCUACCUUAUUUUCAAUACUGGCAAAAAAAGCAGUGCCGAUGUGGAAAUGAAAGGGACUGAAGGAGUCCUCCGGGGUCUCUGGGAGAAAGCCCUCAACCUCGCGCCAAACUCUGUUACUGCGGAGGACAAUUUCUUUGGUCUGGGUGGUGACUCGUUCUCGGCCAUGAAACUCGUGGUUGCGGCCUCUGCCGAAGGCCUUUUACUCACGGUUGCCGAUAUCUACAAGACACCUGUUUUCGUGGAUAUGGCCAAGAGUUGUGGAGCUGUGGAGUCCGGCUCGGUUGUGGAGAAGAUCGAGCCCUUCAGUUUGCUGCCUACUUCUGUCACGCAAGAAGAGAUCCUUGAUGAGGUCACUGAGCAGUGCUCCGUGCCCAAGCCGAUGAUAGCUGACCUGUACCCGUGCAGUCCGGUGCAGGAGGGCUUGCUCACGCUUUCCAUUAAGCAACAAGGCUCUUACAUCGCUCGACCUGUCUUCCAACUUGCGGAGGAUGUGGACCUCGAAAAAUUCAAGAAUGCCUGGCAGCAGACUGUCGAUGAAAUGGAGAUUCUGCGCACUCGAGUUGUACAUACUGAGACUGCCAACUUCCUCCAGGCUGUACUCGCAGAGGCGCCCAUCACAUGGGAUCACGCGGAGAACUUUGAUACGCUUACCAAUGAGGGCUUCGACCUAUCAAAGAACGACGGAGGGUCCCUAACUGGGUACGGAAUCGUCGAACCUGAGGAUUCUUCGGAACGUUACUUUGUUUGGACCAUCCACCACGCUCUGUAUGAUGGAUGGAGCGUCUCCCAGAUUUUCAAAAGGGUGGAGGAGAUAUACCUGGAGUCUUCGGCUGCCAGUCGAACCUUGCCCUACAAUCUGUUCAUAAGCCACCUGUUGCACCAAGAUGCCUCAGCAUCCGACGAGUUCUGGAAGAGAUAUCUGUCGAACCUUUCUUCGACUCCGUUCCCGCAAACCAAGGCAUCUUCGGAGGAUGCCAUCCGUGUCGGCAACAGACACUAUAGCUCCGUUGCUCUGCCUAAGGUCGCCAACGGUCUUAGCUUGACCACUCCGGAAUUAAUCCGUGCGGCGUGGGCGUUGAUGAUCUCUGUUCACACGGGAUCUGCGGACGUCUGCUUCGGCGAGACGCUUAUGGGCAGAAACACCGACAUGCCUGGGGCCACGGAUGUUGCUGGCCCAGUCUUGACAACUGUUCCUACCCGGAUUGUGGUGGACAAUGAUGUCGAGCUCGUUCAGUACCUGCAGAGUGUGCGUCAAUUGGCCACUGAUAUGAUUCCACACCAGCAUACUGGACUCCAACGGAUCAGAAAACUCAGCAAAGACACGGCUCUCGCCUGUGAGUUCCAGAAUCUUUUGGUCAUCCAAACGGACGAAGGCCAGCUCAACAAAGACAUCUGGGAAUCGAAGAAUAACCUAACGGAGGGAGACUUUUUCACCCACCCUAUCGUUGUCGAAUGCAAGCUAGGUCAGACUCAAAUUGCAAUCACCAUUCACCACGACGAGCUUGUCUUUGACAGCUGGCAAGCCAAGAUGCUUAUUGGGCAGUUCAGCUUCGUGCUGCAACAGUUGCUCGCCAUUAACAAGGAUGAUUCAAGAAAGGUCGGAGAGUUAGAGGUAUCCAGUCCGGUGGAUAAAAAGGAAAUAGCCUCUUGGAACCAGAGAAAUCCUCCAUGUGUCGACAGAUGUGUCCACCACAUCAUCGAAGAGAAGGCGAAGCUCCGGCCCGAAGCUCAAGCCAUCUGUUCCUGGGAUGGUCAAUUGGCUUACCGGGAACUCAUUCAUCUUUCCUCCGCCUUUGCUGCUUACCUGAGCUCGCGCGGCGUCGGGCCAGAGACUUUGGUGCCGAUCUGCAUGGACAAAUCUCUGUGGGCUGUUGUCACAAUUCUUGGUAUCUUGAUUGCUGGCGGCGCGUUCGUUCCCCUGGACCCCGCCCAUCCUACCUCAAGACACCAAGAGAUUCUGGCUGAAGUGGACGCCCGGGUGGUUCUUUGCUCUCCCAAGUACCAGAGCCGUUAUUCAGGCUCCGUAAAGACCAUCAUUCCGGUUAGCAAGGACACCGUGAAAGCAUAUUGCACCCUUGCGACAUCUAGCACAAAAUCCUCCAGUCGCUCAAUUUCCACAAACAUGGCUUUUGCAAUCUUCACGUCUGGUAGUACCGGUCGUGCUAAGGGUAUUAUCAUUGACCACAAAGCACUUGCAAGCAGUGGCAUGGCAUUUGGACCUAUGGUACAUAUGGACCAAGAUACCAGAGCUUUCCAAUUCGCUUCUCUCACGUUUGAUGCUGCUGUUAUGGAAGUGCUCGUUACGCUCAUGCACGGAGGUUGCGUCUGUAUUCCAAGCGAAGACGAACGUCUGAAUGACGUUGCUGGCGCUAUUAGACGCAUGAACGUCACAUGGUCAUUCCUGACCCCCUCUAUCGCUAGUAUCAUCGAGCCUUCUUCCGUGCCUUCUCUGAAGCAUCUCGUGUGUGGUGGAGAGAAAAUGUCACGCGAAGUAAUUACCAAGUGGGCGCACCGGGUGAAGUUGAUGAACGGCUACGGGCCUACCGAGACAACCAUUUUCGCUGUCAUCAACACUGAUGUUGCCGCUAUUCCUGAACCUGCUUGCAUCGGUUAUGGUAUUCCCUGUACGUUGACCUGGGUCGUUGACCCGGACAACCACAACAAACUGACGCCCUUGGGCGCAGUCGGUGAGCUGGCCUUGGAAGGCCCAGCGCUCGCCAGGGAGUACCUUAAGAAUCCAACAAAGACGGCUGAGUCAUUUGUGAAUGAGCCAGCCUGGAUCAAGAGCUUUCCCGGCUCCUUGCCUGCUCCUAGACGAAUCUACAAGACCGGAGAUCUCGUUAAGUACAACGCCGACGGAACUGUGCAUUACAUCGGCCGCAAGGACCAUCAAGUCAAGCUUCACGGUCAGCGCAUGGAACUUGGCGAGAUUGAGCAUCGUCUGUAUGAGGAUACUCGCGUUCGUCAUGCUGUUGUGCUUCUGCCAUCAACGGGACCUCUCAAGCAACGUCUGGUGACAGUCUUGUCUUUGAACUCGUUGAAAUCCGAAAAGAGCAUCAUCUCAGACAAUGCAUGUGAGCUUGUGUCCAAGAAUCGCUCCACUCAGGCUGCAUACCAUGAGCUAGUCGCCAUCCAGAAAAACCUCGAGUCUCAGUUACCCAUCUACAUGGUUCCCCAAGCCUGGGCUCUUAUCAAGCAGUUGCCGAUGCUUGUCUCUGGAAAGCUCGACAGAAAGCGCAUUACCGCUUGGCUUGAGCGCCUCGAUGACGCCUCGUACGAGCGAAUUAUGCAGGACUACGAUAACAUCAAGCGAGGAGAGGUUGAGGAGGAUAUUGUGGAGGAGGAAGAUAUCGAAUCCUCCACCAAGCUGCUCCGCGGGAUCUUUUCGCAGGUCCUUAACAUGCCAGAGAACAAGGUCGACCCCAACCGUUCUUUCGUUAGCCUUGGUGGUGAUAGUAUCACUGGAAUGGCUGUUGUCUCGCGCGCCCGCAAGCAGGGUCUCACCCUCACCCUUCACAGCGUGCUGCAGAGCAAAUCGAUCAAAGAUCUUGCUCAAGCCUCUGACACCAAGGUCAAGGCUGUCAAAAAUGAGGAGAAGUCUGAUCAGCAUUUCGGACUGUCUCCGAUACAGGAGUUGUACAUGCAGACGGCCGCUAAGUUCAAGGGCGCGGCUCGCUUCAACCAGAGCAUGACGGUGCGUGUCACACGGAAGAUCAAGGCGGAAAAUAUGAAGCAGGCUGUUCGUGCUGUUAUCGAGCAGCAUUCUAUGUUCCGUGCACGAUUCUCGAAGCUCCACGGAAAUUGGCAGCAGAAGAUCAUCGAUGACAUUGAUGCCUCUUAUCGAUUCCGCCUUCACUCUGUGAACAAUGAGAAGGAUAUUUUGCCUUUCAUUGCUGACAGCCAGUGUUCUUUGGAUAUCGAAAAGGGGCCAAUCUUCGCUGCCGACUUGUUCGAGGUUACUGGGGGCCAGCAGAUCCUCUUCCUCACGGCAAGUCAUAUGUGCAUUGACAUGGUGUCGUGGCGCAUUGUCCUGCAGGACAUCCAGGAAUUCCUGGACUCCGGCUCGCUAUCCGGCGAGAAGCCCCUGUCUUUCCAGACUUGGUGCAGUCUUCAGCUCGAGGAAAGCAAGAAAAGCGAGAGCUCUCUUCAGCUACCAUUCUCUGUGCAGCCUCCUAACCUUGGCUACUGGGGCAUAGAUAAAUCGGCAAACUGUUAUGGUCAGGUCAAGAUGGAAGGCUUUACUCUGAGCGCAGCGACGACUGCUGAGAUCCUUAAAUCAUGCAAGGCAGUUCUCCGCACUGAAACUAUUGAAGUCGUGCUCGCUGCUGUGAUCCAGUCUUUCCGCCAGACUUUCACUGAUAGGGAGCUUCCGACAAUCUACAACGAAGGCCACGGUCGUGAAUCUUGGGAUUCAUCCAUUGACCUCUCCAGAACAGUGGGCUGGUUUACAACCAUGUGUCCUCUGCAUAUCGAUGAAAACACAGAUAUCUUAAACACCUUGAAGCAUGUCAAGGAUACAAGACGUCAAGUUUCUAGCAUUAGCCGACCCUACUUCGCCGAGAAUCUUCUCCACAAGAAUGGUUCCGAUUUCCCGGUUCCACUUGAAGUAUUGUUCAACUAUCUCGGUCAGCUUCAGCAGCUCGAACGUGAUGACGCACUAUUUAAGCACCACGGAGAAGCAUUCAACGCCGAGACCUUCGAGCUGGCAGGUGACAUGGGUCCUGAAACGCCACGCUUCGCGCUUUUCGAGAUCUCCGCACUCAUUAUCAAAGACCAGCUGCAGGUCUCCUUUACCUAUAACCGCCACAUGCAGCACGAAUCACGCAUCCGGGGAUGGAUCUCCGAGUGCAAGCGUGUUCUUCAGGAGGAUAUGCUGCGCCUGGGGGAAAGCGUUCCUGAGCCUACACUGAGCGACUAUCCUCUGCUGCCAAUCACCUACCAAGGCCUGAACAACAUGGUCAAAAAUGCCUUCCCUAAGAUUGGAGUCGACCGCUGGGACGAUGUUGAAGAUGUCUACCCCUGUUCACCGGUGCAGGAAGGUAUCUUGCUCAGCCAACUUCGAGACCCACAAGGGUACCUGUUCAACGUUAUUUUUGAAGUGCGUCCCCAAGACACGAGUGGUAAAAUCGACGCCAAGAAGCUUCGCAAGGCUUGGUCCAUGGUAGUCAGCCGUCAUCCCGUUCUAAGGACUGUCUUCAUUGACAGCAACUACAAGGGCGGCUCGUUCGAUCAGGUGGUCACGAAGAGCCUUAAGGAUGAGGUGAUCGAAUUCCAGUGUGACGACUCGGAGGCAUUGGGAACUCUCGACGCUAUCAAGCUUCGAGACAUCAAUGCUGAAAGGUCGACCAAGCUCACCCACCAAGUGAGCGUCUGCACCACCUCUGCUGGCCGGGUUCUGCUCAAGAUUGAGAUGAACCAUGCCAUUAUUGACGGUGGAUCAGUGGAUCUGAUUCUGAGAGACUUGACAUUGGCCUACAAUGAUCAACUGCCUGAAGGCUCAGGACCCCACUUCAGCGAGUACAUCAAGUACAUCAAGGGUCAGACUCAAGGCGAAGCCUUGGCACACUGGACGAAAUACCUUUCCGGUGUCCAGCCCUGCCACCUCAAAUUCUCCGGUUCUAGUAACGGUACACGGACGCUUGGUGAGCGUUUCAUGGAUUUCGCCCGCUUCUCUGAGCUGCAAAAGUUCUGCGAAGAACAGUCAAUCACGCUUGCCAACCUGACACUCUGUGCCUGGGCAAUCGUCUUGCAGAGUUGCACUGGUUCGGAUGACGUUUGCUUUGGCUAUCCAGCGGCUGGUCGUGACUCCCCUGUCCCCGGUAUUCAAGACGCGGUGGGUAUCUUCAUCAACAUGCUGUGCUGCAGAGUCAAGUUCAACCCUACAAAGUCGCUCCUUGAGGUUGCCAAGAUGGUGCAGGAUGACUUCAUGAAGAACAUCGCGUAUCAGCAUUGCUCCCUGGCUCAGAUCCAGCACGAGCUUGGGUGGCACGGCAAGUCGCUGUUCAACACCACCCUCUCGAUUCAAAACCGCACUGCCAACAAAGAUGCUGCCAGCCGUUCGAUUGGCUUCGAGAUGCAAAAGGCCUACGACCCUACAGAGUAUCCUGUGACUGUCAAUGUUGAGACAACCAAGGGUCGAGAAGGAAUUCUGCUGAGAUACUGGACCGAUUCCGUGACUGAUGCCCAGGCCAAGAACAUGUCCGAUGCCAUUGCCACGAUCUUCACGUCUUUCGUUGAGAAGCCGUCUAGACUUGUCGCAGAUCUGAACCUGCAUAUGCUGCGUCCGGCUUGUCAAUUCACCAAGGGCCCUCUGAUUGCAGAUCAAAUCAUCGACAACUAUGCCCUGCAGCAAUUGAUCGACAGUCGUGUCAAUGAAAUCAUUGGUAACAUGCUCAAAGAAGGAAAGCUUGCUAUCCCUCUCCUUCAAAGAAGCGAGACAAGAUAUUCCAAUCGCUCUGUCCACGUCAAGAUGGUCGAGGCUUCCAUUCGCGAGCCCAUUGCAGGUGAAACUGAUCUGUCGGAUUCGAUUCCAUCCCUGACCGACGAUGGCUCAAGCUCGAGCGACACCGAAAGACGUCUGUGGGUUCUCUGGAAGUCGACCCUGGGACUCACCUCGGACAACAUUGGCUACCGUGACAGCUUCUUCAAGCUCGGCGGAGAUAGUAUCACCGCGAUGAAGAUGGUCAGCGCUGCCCGCGAGGAGGGAUUGCAGUUGACCGUUGCCGACGUUUUUGGCAACCCCGUGUUCGAGGACAUGCUGGCUAUUGUCACACCUCGAAGCAGCUCGACUUCCAACGCUGAGACACAGGGCGAGAAUAACAUCGAGCAGCUGCUCGAGACCGAUACCCCGGAAGACGCGCACGCUCAGCAGAAAACAAUGCCGCGUCCCAUGGAGCUUGAUGUUAUGUCUCUGCAGGAUGCCAUCUGUCCCAAGAUUGGUAUUUUCAAGGGCGGGAUUGCCGAUGUUCUCCCUGUCACUGAUUUCCAGUCUAUGUCAAUCGCCGCCACUCUGUUCGGAUCCAGGUGGAUGCUCAACUACUUCUUCCUGGAUGGGAAUGGCCCAUUGGAUAUUAGACGACUCCGAGAAAGUUUCCUGCGUGUUGUCGAUGCGUUCGACAUUCUGCGCACCGUCUUCGUUGUCCAUCGGGGACAGUUCUACCAGGUAGUUUUGCGCAAGAUCCAGCCCGAGAUCAUUGUGCACGAGACCGAACAGAGCCUUGAUGAGUACACCGAUGGCCUCCAGAAGCGGGACCGCGAACAAGAUCCGCGUCAAGGUGAGCAGUACGUGCAGUUCUACAUUGUCAAGCAGAAGAAGAGCGACCAGCACCGUAUCCUGAUCCGGAUGUCCCACGCUCAAUUCGACGGUGUCUGUCUGCCCAAGAUCAUGAAUGCUAUUAAGCUGGGCUACGAGGGCAGCACCUUGCCUCCUGUCUUCUCUUUCUCCAACUACAUGCGGAUGCUGCCUGGCAACAUCACACCGGCCCACUACCACCACUGGUCCACGAUUCUCAAGGGCUCGAAAAUGACCCAGAUCAUCCACCGCACGCAACCGAACACUUACCUGCACAUUGGUUCCUUUGCCGAGCACAAGAAGACCAUUAAUCUUCCGUCAACCGCCAUUGGCAAUGUUACGCUAGCGACGGUGAUGCAAUCCGCAUGGGCCAUUACCUUGGCCAAGCUGACUGCCCAAUCUGAUGUCGUCUUCGGACUUACUGUUAACGGCCGCAACGCCAGCGUCCCGGGCAUCGAGACCACGGUGGGACCUUGUCUCAAUAUCUUGCCUAUCAGAGUCAAGUUCCGUGAGCACUGGACUGGCAUCGACUUGUUCCGAUACCUUCAGGAUCAGCAGAUUGCCAACAUGCCGUACGAAUCCCUCGGGUUCCGGGAGAUUAUCCGCAACUGCACCGACUGGCCGAAGAAUACCUACUUCACGACUUCUGUCUUCCACCAAAACGUCGAGUACGAGGGCCAGAUGCAAUUGGACGGCGUCAACUACCGAAUGGGUGGCGUGGGUGUCAUCGAUAAUUUCACGGAUCUCACCCUGGCAUCCAAGUCAUGCGGCUCCGAGAAGCUCGACGUCUCAGUCGGCUACUCGCUCAAGGGACCGAUACCCUCGAGUUUCGUGCUGAAGGCACUUGAGAUGGUGUGUGAGACGGUGCAGAGCCUGAUCGCCAACCCCAGCGUGCCGCUCGCCUCUCCGUCCACCGUCCGCUCCCUGCCUAGCCAGAUCAUCCACGAGGCACCGCGCUCCGACGACACAUCCUUCCAGCUGUCCCGCCUCAACACCCGCAGCAAGGAGGAGCUGCUGAUUCACUCGGACAUCCUGACGCGGACGUGGCAGCAGGUGCUCCCACGCGGCACCACGGACAGCUACCAGCUCGACUCUUCGUUCUUCGACCUGGGCGGCGACAUCAUGAACAUGGCGCAGGUGGUGUGGAUUCUGCAGCAGGAAGGUUUCCAGGUGCGGAUGGAAGAUCUCCUGGAGCACCACACAUUCCUGGGGCAGCUGGCCGUCAUGGCGGAGCACCACAAGCAGCAGCAGCAGAGCAUGGGCGAGGAGACUCUGCCCUCUGCGGGGAGCACUGUCUCGGAGGAGGAGAAGACUGCUUCGCUGGUGAAGAGCAGCAGCUGGAAUUCCCUGGGGAAAGCGGUGACGUUGGCAAAGCGAAUAUCCAAGUGGGGAGGUGUUACCCGGAAGUAGUUGGUGGCGUGAUG
This is a messenger RNA of Aspergillus saccharolyticus JOP 1030-1, 18635 nucleotides long. RefSeq names its product nonribosomal peptide synthase Pes1 (gene nrps1). Bases 1 to 18621 code for a protein of 6206 amino acids. Lineage: Eukaryota; Fungi; Ascomycota; Eurotiomycetes; Eurotiales; Aspergillaceae. Gene Ontology annotation, molecular function: phosphopantetheine binding; catalytic activity. The record is from RefSeq and is a predicted model, not a curated record. The transcript is spliced from 10 exons.